UUCCAAAAUAUAAAUAGAUGUGCAGCAGAGAAAUGUGGGUAGUGUUUUUGGAAGACCUCAACAGAGGCAUACAUUCACUGGUGUUUAACAGUUAUCGCCUUUAAACGCGACGCAAGGGGUUCAAGCGAUGAGAUCCCUAAAAUUAUUGCUUUUAGGCGCCAGCUGCGCGCUUAUCGUAAGCCUAACAUUUGCGCACCCGCCCGAGGGUGUGUGGAAGAAGAAGCUCACAUGGAAGGAGGACUGGGUGCAGGUCUGGAAAACGAUAAAGAAGGAGGCGUGGGAAACGAAAUGGAAGAAAAUACAAGUACCCAUCUGGAAGGAGGUGCAGGUGCCCAUUUGGAAGGAGGUACAAGUGCCCGAUUGGAAGAUCGUCAAGAAGCCACACAUUGAGGAGCGUGAAGUGCCCGCCUGGAAGGAGGAAAAAGUGCCGGAGUGGAAGAAAAUCACCAAACCCAUCUGGAAAGAAAUACAAGUACCCAUUUGGCGUGAGAUCCAAGUGCCUGUGUGGAAAGAAAUCAAGGUACCGGUGUGGCGUGAAAUAAAAGUGCCCGUCUGGAAGGAGAUACAAGUGCCCAUCUGGCGUGACAUACAGGUGCCGGUGUGGCGCGAAGUGCAAGUGCCCGACUGGAAGCAAAUGUUCGUGCCCGAAUGGGUGAAGAUGGGCGUACCCGGCGAGAAGUACUUGGGCAAAGAUCACGAAGGUUGGGAGUACACCAGUCACGAUUUGUGGCGCAAGAAGCUCAUCUGGAAGCCCGUAUGGAAGAAGGUGUGGCGCACCGAGAAGAAGCAGGAAUGGAAAACCGAGAAGAAACAAGAAUGGAAAACCGAAAAGGUGCAAGAGUGGAAGAUCGAAAAGAAGCAAGAAUGGGAAACUAAGAAGGUGCAAGAAUGGAAGACAGAGAAACAGCAAGCCUGGAAACCGGAGAAGAAGUUGGAAUGGAAAAUCGAAUGGGUGCAAAUCUGGAAGCCAGUGAAGAAACAGAUCUGGGUUAAGGAGAAGCGCGAAACAUGGGUGGAGGAGAAAGUGCAAAUCUGGCGUACGGAGAAGAAGCAAGCGUGGGCUACCGAAAAGAAGCAGGCGUGGAAAGACGAAUGGAAAGCCAUUCAAGUGCCCGUAUGGAAGGAGGUUAAAGUGCAGGAAUGGAAGCGCGUCUGGAAACCCGUAUGGGAGAAAGUGUGGGUGCCUGCCAGCCAUGGUUGGGACUAAGCGCGUUACAACGAGACCUGAGCACUAGAACCCCCCCUAAUUGUUAUUAAGCGUAUACGUAAGCAUUAAGACACUCAACUCUCAAACAAAGAAAGCGUGUAAAUGUAGGCGUGGCGCGUACAUAUACACCCUGACUGACUAGAUGAUUGUUAAGCAAAUGUACGAUUCAGCUGCUCGAAGCUCUCCGGCGUUGUGUGUGCGACUUCUCCUUACUGUUCUCUUUGUAUUUGUAAAUAUUGCACAUUCUUCUGCUAUCCGGGAAUGCCUCAGCUGAGGUCUUUCACAUAUUUUUAUAUAUGUAGAGACGUCUUCAGCUGCUAAACACCUUUAUUUUUGCACCACUUUGUUUUGUUUGAGUUCUUUGUUUCGAAUUUAUAUUUUAUUUUUCUUCUUCUGCUCUCCAUUAUUAUAAUUUCCAACGUGUACAAAUUAGUCAUGAUGCUAUACAUCACUUUAUUACCGCUAUUUUAUAUACAUACGUACGUAUUUACAUACAUCAAUUUUUUGUUUUUGUAUUUUCUGUUAUUUUUAAUUUAAUUUUUGAAAUUUAGCGAUUCUUUCACACGAUUUUUGUGUUACGCUCCCAUUAAGACCAUUCACAAUUCUUUAGUUUUUCAUCAUUCAGUGGUCUUAUUGUGUGUAACUGUUAUAAUUUAAAUGUUAUAAUUUUUGUUUUUAGGUUUUAGAAAAAAAUUUAAAUCGAAAAAUUAAUUUUUAUAUAACGAUUGUACAUAGCUAUAAAAAAUAUGUGUAACAUGUGUACAUAAAUUAAGUAAAAUAAAAAUAAAUUACAAAUAAUUUUUGUAAAA
Molecule: messenger RNA, 2016 nt
Organism: Zeugodacus cucurbitae (melon fly)
Lineage: Eukaryota; Metazoa; Arthropoda; Insecta; Diptera; Tephritidae
Product: golgin subfamily A member 6-like protein 25
Exons: 2
Coding region: 128-1207 (359 amino acids)
Source: RefSeq, a predicted model, not a curated record